Diuraphis noxia (Russian wheat aphid) is the source of this 441-nucleotide messenger RNA. RefSeq lists its product as uncharacterized. The record is from RefSeq and is a predicted model, not a curated record. NCBI's taxonomy places the organism in Eukaryota, Metazoa, Arthropoda, Insecta, Hemiptera, Aphididae.
AUGCUCGAUGCAGCUUCUACCAGACCUAGGGAUUCAAGUACUUUAAUGGGACUUUCUGCCGAAAAAAAAUGUUAUCUUUUAUCAGACAAUUGGCCACUUCCACUCGAGUGCUACGUGUCCAAAAGUCGUUAUCAUCGAACUUAUACAAAUGUAUUCAGACAGAUACCCCCGAGAAAAAAAAUAGAUCAUAGUUCGCACGCAUUUUCUUGUGUAAACAUACCCAACUGGAUGUYAACAAAAACAAACAAGCAUCCAUUUAACAGUUCACAACGAAUCGGUGAUAGUUCAGAAAUGAUUGARAAUUCGCUAAAACCGGGACCGGGACACUACAAUAUCAAUGUUUAUAAACAUUGCACAGAAAAUGGACACACGAACGUAUUUAAAAGUACUACAGCGCAAAGGUUGCAAAUAAUACGCCAAAGCUAUGGCAUAUUUGAUUAA